Molecule: messenger RNA, 1768 nt
Organism: Folsomia candida
Lineage: Eukaryota; Metazoa; Arthropoda; Collembola; Entomobryomorpha; Isotomidae
Exons: 4
Coding region: 226-1317 (363 amino acids)
Molecular function (GO): protein binding
Source: RefSeq, a predicted model, not a curated record
GAUUUUACUAUUCGUGGAGGAGCUGGCGGACUUCAGCCGAACCCUGCUCGUGGGACGAUAAGCAACAAAUAUUUCUGCGAAACUUGGAAAUUUUAUCUGUAAAACUGAAGUUAAGUGGGGAUUAAUAAAUUCACUGCAGCGUUUUUUGGCAAGAUUUAUAUUACCAAAGUAUUUUACUCGACGAACCGACAAGAUUAAAAAUUGCUUGAUUUGUCGUAAAUAAUAAUGACAGACACCCUUGUCCACUCGGCAUUACGUGCCAUUACAUCUGUCGACUUUGUAAGCCAGGAUGAAUUAAACAGGCAAAAAGACGAAAAGAACAAUGACGCGGUGCCAAGAAGUUUUAACGGCAUUAACUUCAACCCUCAAACUCUUCUAAUGCGCGGACCAGUUCCAACCGAGGUACGAGACGCCUCCCUACAAAAAACCGACAAAGAUGUAUUUUAUGACAAGAAAAAAGCUUGUGAUGAAGUCGACGCCAUUUCCAUCGCAAAUCCGAGAGCGUUGACCACAAUACUCGAGCAACUUGGAAGAAAAUAUAUCCUGCUCAGUGGUUUGAAUCGGGAAGACACGAUUAGAGAUGUGAGGAAAAUGAUGCAUCGUAAGGGUGAAAUUCAUUUGGGAAGACUUCUUUAUGCCGGCCAAGUUUUGGAAGAUUGCAGGCGUAUGUCUGACUACAAUAUUGUGAAUGGUUCAGUCAUUCAUUGCGUACUGGAUUUACGAGGUGGGAGUGAAGAUCCGAUCAAGUAUAUUGACGAAAAUCUGCGUGAUCCCAGAUUUGAUUACGACUUUGGCAAACUUAAUGAUGAUGGGCUGACCUUUAUGCGAGGACCGUGCGAGUACAAAAGACCGAUUGGAUGGACGAGACACGCCUUUAAAGUGAUAGAUCGGUUUGGAGACAAUGUUUGGCUAGGAUUGGGUGGUAAGAGGAGAGAUAUUUGUGACCCAGUGCCGGGUGAAUGGGCAGUAUCUUACCACGGAACUAACAAGGAUAACGUUGGUUCAAUUGCUGAAAACGGGUUUCUUCUUUGCCGAGGACAACGCUUCCUUUUUGGUCGCGGCAUUUACUCUACGCCCGACAUAAACGUUGCGGAACGCUACGCAACGGAAUUUGAGCAUGAUGGGGACACUUACAAAGUGGUGUUGCAAAAUCGUGUGAAUCCAGCAGCCGUGAAAGUUGUGCCCGAUUCGGUUACAGGCGCGGGAGAAUAUUGGAUAGUGCAAGAUGAGUAUGACAUCCAUGCGUAUGGCUUGCUUAUUAAAAAAUGUCCACGAAAUCACACCAACAAUGGGGAUUCAGCAUGUACCAUCUUCUGAAACGAGGUUGCAAAUUGAAGUGCUUAAACCUGCUUUAGCACAAAUUGCAUAUUACAUGGGCCAAUUGCAUUAUCCAAUUACAGUAAUCCAAUUGUUUGGGUUUGGAGGGCCCUUAGAUAUGAAAAAAGUUGAGAAUCUACAUGAAGAAUACAAUUGUCAUUAGAAAUUACAGUUUUUUUUAAGAAAUUAACUUUUUAUCGGAGCCCAGUUACGUCAUUUUUAAAAAAUCGUGAAUUAGACUGCGCUAAAAACUUAAUUUCUUCAAAAAAUCUGUAGAAACUCGUGAAAAUUAGAAUUGGAUUGGAUUGUAAUUGGAUAAUAUAAUUGGCCCAUCGAUGACAGAUUGUUACAUACCUACAAUUAUUUCACGUAUGUAGAUUGGUUUUUUCAAAUAAGUCAAUAUAUGUACAUUUUGCAAACAUAAUUGAAAUAUAAAUUUAUGUACAAUUUA